GGCAGCUCAGUAAAAUAUGCUCUGACAAACGUAACUUGUCAGAGAGGAUUGUUUCUGCUUAGUGAAUCUGCAGGGGCCCCCUUGCUCCACCACUCAGCAUUGACUAAAACAUAGAACAAGAGAAAGCGAGAGAGAGAGAGAGACAGAGAGAGACAGAGACAGAAAGAGGAACUGAGUGAGAGAGUUAGCCAUUAGUGCUGUAGCUACUGUGUCACUGAUGUUUGAGCACACUUCUGAACUGGCUUUUGUUGAGAAUAUCCGUGUAGAAGGCAUGCGCUGUCCCAAAUCUGCUGUUACUAUGAGAAGUGAGGAUCUGCUUUUAAGUAACGGCACAACAAGCAAAAUGAAUGGAGCUUUGGAUCAUUCAGACCAACCAGACCCCGAUGCCAUUAAGAUGUUUGUUGGACAGAUCCCACGAUCAUGGUCAGAAAAGGAACUAAAAGAACUAUUUGAACCUUAUGGAGCUGUCUAUCAGAUCAACGUCCUUCGAGACAGAAGUCAGAACCCUCCUCAGAGUAAAGGCUGCUGUUUCGUAACGUUUUAUGCACGGAAAGCUGCCCUUGAGGCACAAAAUGCAUUGCACAAUAUCAAAACAUUACCUGGGAUGCAUCAUCCCAUUCAGAUGAAACCCGCAGACAGCGAAAAGUCAAAUGCUGUGGAAGACAGAAAAUUGUUCAUAGGAAUGGUUUCAAAGAAAUGUAAUGAGAAUGAUAUCAGGGUGAUGUUUUCUCCAUAUGGUCAGAUAGAAGAGUGUAGAAUCCUACGGGGACCUGACGGGCUGAGCCGAGGCUGUGCGUUUGUCACAUUCUCUUCAAGGUCAAUGGCACAGAAUGCAAUCAAAGCCAUGCACCAGUCUCAGACCAUGGAGGGCUGCUCUUCGCCAAUAGUAGUAAAAUUUGCAGACACACAAAAGGAUAAGGAGCAGAGGCGUCUACAGCAACAGCUGGCACAGCAGAUGCAACAGCUAAAUACUGCCACCUGGGGGAACCUUACAGGCCUUGGAGGACUCACACCUCAGUACUUGGCUCUCCUUCAGCAAGCGACCUCAUCUAGUAGCUUGGGAGCCUUCAGUGGUAUUCAGCAGAUGGCCGGCAUGAAUGCCUUGCAGUUACAGAAUCUGGCAACUCUUGCAGCUGCUGCAGCCGCAGCCCAGAACUCUGCAGCAACCAGUAAUGCAAAUCCUCUUUCCUCUGCUACUAGUGCCCUUGGAGCACUCACAAGUCCAGCUGGGUGGACUGCAGGAUUGGGAGGUCAAGGGAGUUGCGAAAGGUUGCACAUGGCUGGAACAACAGCUAAUUCCAGUGCUGGAGCAGCCAUGAAUUCCUUGACCUCCUUAGGAACACUCCAAGGACUAGCUGGAGCUACUGUUGGCCUAAACAAUAUUAAUGCGUUAGCAGUUGCUCAAAUGCUCUCAGGUAUGGCGGCUCUGAAUGGAGGACUUGGUGCAACAGGACUGACGAAUGGUACAGCUGGUACCAUGGAUGCCCUAACACAAGCCUACUCAGGAAUUCAGCAGUAUGCUGCUGCAGCACUGCCAACAUUGUACAGUCAAAGUCUGCUGCAACAACAGAGUGCUGCCGGCAGCCAGAAAGAAGGACCAGAAGGGGCAAACCUCUUCAUCUAUCACCUCCCGCAGGAGUUUGGAGACCAGGAUAUUCUGCAGAUGUUCAUGCCUUUUGGAAAUGUGAUAUCUGCAAAAGUCUUCAUUGAUAAGCAGACCAAUCUGAGCAAGUGUUUUGGUUUUGUUAGCUAUGACAAUCCAGUUUCUGCACAAGCUGCCAUACAGGCUAUGAAUGGAUUUCAGAUCGGCAUGAAGCGUUUGAAGGUUCAGCUGAAACGCUCCAAGAAUGACAGCAAACCUUACUGAUCUUAACUCAAGAAGUUUACUGCUUUUAUUUUAGCUUUGCUAGGGUAAGUCCCCAUGAGCCAGCCUGCCUCGGUAAGGAGGCUGAGGAGGAGCAUAUUGCCAAAAGUUCAUCAAGAGAGACAGUUAUUUUUUACAUUCACUCUUCCAAUUCCCUUUCUUCCCAUUAUUCCACCAAGUUUCCUUCCUUGAAAAGCAGUUAUCAAGUUGUGAUACAGUAUUCAGUUUUGCUUUGUUCCAUAGACUUGACUUUAAGAAAAAGAUGUCUUAAGAAUUUCAGAAAAUAAUGUGCAAUUUAACUCUAAUCUCUGGUGCCAUUAAAGCACUAAAGAUAAGCCAGGCUGCUUUAUGGACCAGUGUAAUAUGGAUGGCACCAGCUGUUUAUGGGUUAUUGUGGUGGUGGCCUGUUAAGAACAAGAUGCCAACAGAAACACUACAAAAAAGUCUUUCCAAUAAUUAUUUUAGCCACAUUUACAUCAUUAAUUAGAUAGCUAGACUUGACAUUACUGAGCAGAUCAAACCAAUCUUUUUUUUUUUCUUUUCUUUUUUAAGGUGAGGUAUAAACAGAGACUUUGAGAUCUGUUUCUGAAGCAAGGGAGAUUUACAAAAUUAAAAAUAAAUUAAAAUACUUGACAUUUCUUGAGAGAUAAAUUUAAUAAAACAAAAAUAAGCCACAGGCCUGUAAAUUUUCUUUGUAAAAAAAACAUUUCUAUUUUUAUACAAAAUUUUUACUGCCUCAGAAGUAAUGGAAUUAUUUAUUGCCUAUUGUUAACUUAUUGGAUAUCUAAAGAGCAGUUAUCUAUGCUAGCUAGAUCCUUUUGAAGUAGUCUAUAGAAUGAACAGUUGUGCCAAGAAAGGACUUAUUUAUCCAUCCACUUUUUAACCCUAGACCUGCAAUUGUCAUGCUUUCUCCUUCUGUUGCUUGUAUUUGUGUUUUUGUUGUAGUUUCCAUUAUGUAGUAAAUUUCAGUUGUCUGACUUUUCCGUUAUGUUGUAUUUGUUUGCAAAAGGUCUUCUUUCCCAAAAUAAAUCCAUUGUCUUUUACAGGCCAAAUGGAUUAUUUUGGGGGUGUUCAUUGUGUUGUUUAAAAGUAUGUUCAGUAAUAAUGCAACUUAAGUGAAUGGCUCAUAGAUACUAAUAACUUGAGAUUUGCAUUGUUUCCUGCACCCAUAAAAGUGAUUUUGUUUCUGCUGCAUAGAUUCUGUGUAACUUUAUACUCUUCCUUGUUUUUUCCCUAGACAUCUUCAUGCCUGUUAGUUCAUCGUUUGCCUAGCAUGUCCCUGUGGCGUCUCAAAACAAAAAGUUUCAUCGUCCCGUCAUUGUUUCUGAUGUCUUUCUGACCUCACAUCAUACUUGGUCCUCCUCCUGACUUUUGACCUAGUUUGACCUUUGAAAUUUGCAUGUGACCUCAUCUAGCUAUGAAUUAUGGGAAGUCAAUGUGAAAAGCAUAGCUGCAUUAAUGCAAGACUGAAUCUUAAUAUUAGACUUAAAAUAAUAAUAGAAGAAACCUGUGGCAAAAAUGUUUGUUUUUGUUCUUUUCAUAAAAAACAGACUUGAAAGUAUUAUACAGGGAUUGGCAUUCUGCCUGGUCGCUGGUACCAAUAGCAAUAUGUGUCCAGGGGCAUAGAAUGUCAUUUUCCAUCUGAAGCAGACUACUUCCAAAACAGUUUGAAAAAACUGUCUGAUUACUAAUCUGUAGAGCUCUGUAAUAGUUUUUACAUUUUUCAGGCAGUGUAAAGAUUUUUGAUAAGGCCAUUUUAGGUGGCACAGUUUCUCAUUAAAUUAUAUAUAUAUAAAUAUAUAUAUAAAAACCACUUUUGUAGACUAGUGUAAGAAUACAGAAAUUACCCUCUUUGGGGGCAAAAAUGCUACCUAUUUGUGUCACCUUUUGCUGAACUGACUCACAGUUAGACAAUCCAUGGUUAAAUGCACAUGAAAUGACCUAUAUUUUAUACUGUUUAAAUGUACAGAAAAGAAAAGUAACUGUAAACCGUGUUACGCUGGUGCUUUUGUGAAUGAAGUUGUGGUUUCAUCACGAGUCUAAGGUCUUAACUGUUAUGUGUUUGUAAGAAAAGUUUAAAAUCGGUUUACUUGAACAAAAAAUGGAUUUUCAAAAAGUUCUAGUUGAUGAAUUCAUGUUAAAUUUAUUCCAAAAUAUCUUUUGUGUUGGCUUGUGAAGCAUUGAUGUCAUUUUUUAUUGUGGAAAACAAAAUGAGUGUACUUUAUUGUUCAGCAAAAUGUGAUCGAUUUUUUUUUCAUUUAAAAUGGAUCAGUGAAAUAUAGUGCCAAAUUCCAAAGGUACUUCCUGCCUAGAGCUUAUGUGUUUCUUGUGAGAGUUAUUUGAUAACAUGGGUAUUUUAUUACGUGUUUUGUAUAAAUCCCUGAUAUUUAAAGAGGUUUAAAAAGGUUUGUUAACUUACUAUCCUGUGGUCUUGUUGCCUGAAAUUGUUUGUUAUUUCUCUUUGAUGUUUUUUGUAAGACAUUUAGGUGCCCAUGUUUCACUUUUUAACCACUUCGCACAUCAAUGCUGUGAAAUCAAACCUCGCAGUCUUCUUUUGUUCUUUUUGAUAUGCUAACCUUCAAGGCGAGAAAGUACAGGACUUCAUAACCCUUUCCAUCCAGAGGUGAUAGAGGAGCACAAACAUGUUUCUUAUUGUUUGCUGAUUGUUUUCACUUUGUCCUCAUUAAGCUGAUACGUGCUUAUUUAAGUAGUCCAGUUAUUAUUUAAUGCAGUGGAUAAGCAGAAUUUCUUAAGCCUUUUAUUUUAAUUGUUUAUUUUUUAAGAUAUACCUACUGCACUCCUGUCAUUUUGCCAUGUAGACUUCUAGUAACUAACCAGUCAAGUUUUAUAACCCGAAUGCAUGGUCUUAAUCAGUGAAGUGAGGGACAAUUAAAACAAUUACCUCUCUUUGCUUAUUUCCAUUCACCAAGUUAUGCACUAGUUUCAUUACUUUUUUCCUAGAAACAUAAUGAGGGCCAGAUUGAUAGACAUGGAGUAUCAACUCUGUAGUUCUCCCUUUUCUCAUCUAAAGUGGAUUGUUUUGCAUCUGUGCAUAAAGUGGCAAUGUUUAGUACAGUGCACAACCCAUGCAGUUAUGUGCAUAUUUAGUGUUCCUAUGAUGAUUAUGAUUGUGACUGCUGUGUGGAGAUCAUUGUACAAGUACAUUAUAGAGUAGUGCAGCAGAAAAAGGUCUAUUGGUGAGACCAGUCUACCCACUAUCGCAUACUAAUGGGUUUUUAUGUUUUUGUUAUGGUGCUGUAGCAGUAUCUUGCAGGUGGACAGUGUUGUGUGACUACCACUAGGCUUUUUUGUGUAUGACAGUUUGUCAUUUUCAUCAGCACUACUCUUCCACCCUUCUAUCAGAACAGAAUGGUUCUUUAUAUGGCUCUGUAAGCCAUGUUCAAGAGGCAGUCGUGUUGUUCAUUGCACUUCCAAGCUGCGUACACACUAUUUUGAUGCUUGCUACACAGUAUUACAGAUGGCCUUCCUUUUCUUUUCAUUAGUUCACAUGCAAAGUGAUAUAACAUCCCAUGGCUUGUACAUAUCAAAAACAAAAGCCCAUUAACCUGUACAGUACUUCAUAGCAGUUAGUGGCUGGCUUGCAUUUUUUAAGUUUUCUUGUCAUUGUUACACAUUUCAUAAGGGCUGCACUACCACUGGAGAUAUAAAAUGGGCUUUUACUUAUUGCAUUACAUGCAUUUGCUUCUAUUUUUUUGGUAUGUGAUAGUGUCUAAACAUUUACUUUUUCCAUGUACUUAUUGGACUAAAUUGUAUCUAAAUGAUUAACAACAUUUGGAGUGCAAUUUUUGUUCAUAAAGCCACUUUGGUUAGCAUGAAAGUAGCACUAAAGUGAAGAUGAGAACGUUUAAUUUUGGUAGUCACGGUUAUUAAAGUACUCAACCGUUACUCUUAAAUUCUUACCAUUUAUUACUUAUGUGCUUAUUUAUAACUGACCCUGGAUGGAAAGGGGCAUUUUUGAUUUUGUAAAAAUUUGUUUUAUGGCAUACUUGCUUGGUGUGUAUGAGUAAUCGCAAUCUCUAACUCUCACUGACCAUUACUACUAAAGGGUCAUAUUUAAAUAUAUAGUUUUCUUUUUUUUUUUGUAAAUUUUGACAUUCCUUAUAACCUUCAAAUAACUUUCUUUUCACUUGAAAGAUUAUGAAUACUUAAGGCAAGUACAAGCAUCACCAGUUGUAUUUUCUGUGUCAUUGCAAUUAUCUUAGGUAUUUUUCCUGAAGCACAAGAGUUUAGCAGCACAAUGUUUGAGAUGUACCUUCCCUGCAGGGUUAACUUUUACAUGUUUAGGAUUUUAUGGUUUGCAAAAAACAAAAACAAAAAAAAAAUUGCACAUGACUUACAACCUUCUAAUGGAACAAAACUGGAGCUGGAAACAGUAAAACAAAUGCCUUUGUGCUCUGCCUUCCACUGUUCUUGCGUCCUCAUGUAAUGAGUCAGAGAGUCUCUGUCCAUGUUUGCUCUUUGUUGUUUGGAAAACCUGCAAGGGCUCAAAAGGGUCAAGAAACAAAAAGAGGUACAAAACCAUGGACAUUUCACCAAACAGAAGGACUUUUACCACUGGAACAAUCUUCAGAGAACUAAAAUGAAGUUCAGUUUUUUUCUUACCUUUGAGGUUAAAGUUUUUAUGGCUUGUGCUACUUUGUAGUCAUUUACUGUUUCUCUUUUUUAGCUUAAAUGCUAAUUAAAAUAUGUAGUUUCAUUACCUUUUUGGCUGAUGUCAAGAACUGUAUUUGUGUUUUUUUCUGUGCUGUGGAAAGUUGUUUGUAGACUAAUAUUUUGUUUAGAAUUAUAAAUUUAAUAGUUUUAAGUAUUGUCUGAGAAAAGCCAAAGUUAAUGCAAUUUAGUGAAACCUGUAAGACCAUUUGAGUGUUGUUUCUGUUUUACUGAUGCAUUUAGAUUGUUUGUUGGAAUAUGAGCCAAAAAGCAGGCUUAACUAUUUCUACAACUGAUUGUACUUAUGCAUUUUGUACCAGUGGAACUUUUUAUACUGGAGAUUAAAAAAUGGACAAUUUUGUGGCUUACUUCAGUGGGCCCUGACCAUGA
Molecule: messenger RNA, 6925 nt
Organism: Protopterus annectens (West African lungfish)
Lineage: Eukaryota; Metazoa; Chordata; Ceratodontiformes; Protopteridae
Gene: CELF2
Product: CUGBP Elav-like family member 2
Exons: 14
Coding region: 218-1867 (549 amino acids)
Biological process (GO): regulation of alternative mRNA splicing, via spliceosome; mRNA splice site recognition
Cellular component (GO): ribonucleoprotein complex; nucleus; cytoplasm
Molecular function (GO): mRNA 3'-UTR binding
Source: RefSeq, a predicted model, not a curated record